Molecule: messenger RNA, 3237 nt
Organism: Bursaphelenchus xylophilus (pine wood nematode)
Lineage: Eukaryota; Metazoa; Nematoda; Chromadorea; Rhabditida; Aphelenchoididae
Source: the annotation of a GenBank genome assembly
AUGCAGAUGGUCGCGGGAAAUCUCACGGGGAAAGUCUUUAGCGACCAAAAUUCGUUAAAACGCCUUCUCGGAGUCAAGUAUAACACCGUAAAUGAGUUGAUGCUGAAUUGUAAGUAUUCGUCCGGCUUCAUACUCUUUCUUCCUGCGUUUUAGAACUCUUAUGUGACCCUAUGAAAUAAUUUAAUCUUCAUUUCACUUCAGUGAUCGAAUCAGAAUGGCGAGAUUUCAUCAGAUCCCAGUUCCUCGGAAACAAAGGUCAAAUUCCCUCGAGCGAGGAAGAAAAAAUCUUACAGUUUGCUCGAAUCUCUCUUCAACAUGUCCUGUACUACACGAAGAACGUCAUACAAGCGGCUAGACUCAAGAAAUCUCUGCAGAAUUCGAUGAAAUCUGAGGUCGAGUCUUCUCCGGAUGUCAUGUCUAACAUGAGCAGCUAUGGAACUCCAUUAACUCCGGGUAAGAGGAAGAUUUUUGGGAAUUGAUUACGACUUAUUUAGGGACAUUUUGAGAGAUUAUUUGGCUUGUUUUGUCCAAAAACAACUUUAUGCCAUCAAAAUUUUCAAAGAGACGUGUACUUUUGACGACCCUUUGCAAUUUUUUGAUCUGAAUCCGUCUGAAAUGCACAAAUCUCCUGUCAAAUUUUACUGAGGAUAUUUCUAGGUCGUGCCAGCUCCCUUCUCCUCGAGCCGUCGACUCCAGAGUCCAAGAUUCUCGUCUACAAUGACCAAACUCCGGGUGCGGGUGCGUCGGAAGUCGCCAGAAGAGCGAUUCAAAAAGCGAAGGCGAUCAAAAAGCCCAAGACAAUCGAGCAAGUGGAACGCCUCAGAAGGAGCGUCAUUAUUUUGACUGGAGAUUGGCCUGCGAGUAAUACCCGGCAUGCUACGGUUAUUGAGAUCCGAGUUGGAUCACUUCAUGAGCUGGUGGAGAGGGUAAGAUUGGGUGAUUUGGUGAAAAAAUUUGUGAUGUCUCAGCUGGUUAUGGUGUCUACUGGGCUAAUUUGGGUUGAGGAUGUUUUCUGUUGUGAUUUUUUGAUGGAAAAAGUGGAUUUUUUUUGGGAAUUUAUCUUAUUUUAGAUGACUGUUGACCUAAAGUUAUAUAUCUCCGCCGCUGAUGCAAAGGGCAAGCUGAAAUUUUUUGGAAAUUUUUUCAAGGCUAACUAGAGUAUUUUGAUAAAGUUUUAGGGAAAUUGAAACACCAACAUUGGAAAAAUUAUAUUAUUUUAGGUAACACUUGAUCUAAAUUUAAUCUUUUGCCAAAAAUUUUUGUUUUAUGAACCUGUGAUCGAGCCUAAAACUCCCCCAAGCUAAUUUUCCAGACAAUAAUCGUUUGUUUUGCAGCUCUCCAGUCACAAUUUGGAUUGGUCUCAUGUUGGCCAAGUGAUGCUUUUCUGUGAUGCCGCCUGGUUUCUUCCGCAAUGUCAAGUCCCUCAUGAAGUUCGACAAUACGCUCUGAAUAAGCUGAUCGGAAUCUUUCAUGAUCGUGCGCCGGAUGCUAAAAUCUAUCUGUGCGAACCAGUGCCGUUGGUCGCGAAUGUUCAAUUGAUUGAAAACAUGAACUCUUUCAUAGACUUUGCCAGAGCCAAGGCUGCCAUUGACCCAUUGUAAGGAGAGAGUUUUGAAGCUUUGGGGAGAAAAGUUUGGGGGAAAUCUUAAAUUUUUGUAGUUAAAAUUGGUCGAAAAUUUUUUUAAUGGGUUAGUGUAAUAACUUCUUUGAAAUGUCUGCAGAAUUUGAAAAUAAAAUUGGCGAGGUGGCAAUGGAGGGAACUGGGACGAUUGGGGAAACCGAAAAGUAUUAUUUUUCUUCGAUGCAAUUGUCGAAUUGGGAUAAUCGAGGGUGCUGAUUUCGAAAAUGACAUUCAUUUUUUUUUUUUUUUGGUUUCUACUUUUUUCCUUGAGUAGUACUGUAAAGUAGUCAUUUUUUGAAUUUUUUCACAAAUACUCGAUUUGGGGGGUUUCGAUGGUGCUGAUUUCAACUCACAAGGGAAGUACUCCAAGGGCGUCGCUCAGAUUUUGAUGAAACUUGGCAUAAAUUUAGAAUAAUUUUUUUCUAAGAUAUAUGCAGGAAUCCUAGCUCGCGCUUUGCAGAAGUAACCGAGAUUUUUAGAUCGAAAAUCCACGAAAAUUUUGGACUUUUUCCGAAUUUCGGCACGAAAAGUUUCAUGCCUAUUUCUACCGUAAAGGAUAAUGUUUCUACAAAAAAUCAAAUUUUUCCGCACGAAACUGCCAAAGUUAUGGCCAAAAAGCGUUUUUCUCUCUGACCGCUCUCCGCGUUUUGCGUACUCUCUCGGCGGCAAAGAUCGUUCAAUAUCUCAGUGGCGCUUCUUUCAGGAAUUGAUAUUUAAUCGAUGCACGGCGUGUGUGCAAAAUUAUAAAAAAAAUCUGAGCGUCGCACUUGGGGUACUUCCCUUGUCAGAAAAAAUGAAUACGAUUUUCGAAAUCAGCACCAUCGACCGCAAAUCGAGUAUUUGUGACAAAAAAAUCAAAAAAUUACUACUUUACAGUACUACUUAAGGAAAAAAGUAGAGAUCAAAAAAAAAUGAAUGUCAUUUUCGAAAUCAACACCCUCGAUUAUCCUAAUUUCACACUUGCAUCGAAGAAAAAUAAUGCUUUUCGGGUACCCAAUGGCUCUUUUCCCGAUUCGUCCCGGUUCCUUGGGAUAGAAAUUUGACGGAAAUCUCAACAUUUUAUAGCUAAAAUCGGUCGAAUAUUUUUAUAGGUUACUUGUUUAAAAGUGUCUGCAGAAUUUGAAGAAAAUCGGCGAGGCGAUAGUUGAGGUACUUCCAGUUUAAAUUUCAAAAGAUUAACAUUAACCCAUUAAAAAGUUGAAAUUGAUUUUUGAGGCGUCUGGAGGUCGAAAAAAAAAUUUUUUGGUUACUCUAAAUUUUUUCAUUUUUGUAAUUUUUUUCUGCUGUAUAACAAGUUUUUUUCGAAUUUCAGAUUCCGCACCCUCUCAUUCCUCGAGGCGGUAAAGCCGUUCCCGAACAAACCCCAUCCCAAUCAGCCGUUUUAUCUGCGCCGGCGCGCCGCCGAAAUCGUGGUCCAUGAAAUGACGCGAAAAUUCGAAGUGAUGGCCAGCAGACUCGGCCCCCGUCCCAACGACUCUCCGCUCAGCUCCUCGUCGUUGACUUCGAUCCCCGGCGUCUCUCCUUGGCGCUCGGUUCCCACGCAGAAUGACGUGGACCGCCUGUGCGCCGACUCCCCCUUCUCUAUCAUGCAAAUCGCUAAAGACAGUUUUGCCUAG